Molecule: messenger RNA, 1352 nt
Organism: Benincasa hispida (wax gourd)
Lineage: Eukaryota; Viridiplantae; Streptophyta; Magnoliopsida; Cucurbitales; Cucurbitaceae
Product: protein ZW2-like
Biological process (GO): DNA-templated transcription
Molecular function (GO): sequence-specific DNA binding
Source: RefSeq, a predicted model, not a curated record
CCCAAUUCACGUGAAUUUGUAUUAUCAAUCUUUGGAACAACAUUUGUUAAAAGAAAAAAACUCGAUCACGCAGCUUAAAUAAGUAGUAUAAAAGCGGAGAGGUACAUGAAUAUUUAGAACAGAAUCACAAGAAUUUGUUUCCGGCGAGUUAAGUAGAGAAACGUGUCUCUCAUUUCUUCUACGGCUACCGACAUUGCUGUACCGACACGGCGACUCUGUUUUCUUUUCGCUCUCUUUAACUAUUUUCCUCCUAUAAUCCUCUGCCACCGCCGCACCUCUGCACUCUUACCAACGAAGUAAUCGAUUCUCUUCCUUUCAAGGAAACUAAGGUUAGCGGCAACAACACCAAUCCCCCGACUUUCUAUAAAUAACCUCCUCUCCUACUUCCCCUCACCACCCCCUCUGAGGAUUGGCCGUCUCAGAGUGGCGUAACGUCGCCGUGAGUUAAAUCAUGUCCAACCCAUCUAGGCCAAUAGCCCACUCUGUUUCCGUGAUUGAAAAUUUUGGGGAUUUUUACGAGGCCUGGCUGGCAACCCAACGGGGAUUUCUCGAGCAGCUUCUCCACGUUGUGCAAAUCAGCGAUAACAAGGAGGAGCGCCAAUUGGGUCUAAUCAACCAAGUUUUAGCCCAUUACCAGCUUUACCACGAGGAAAUUUCCAAGGCCGCCGGCGAGGAUGUCUUCAGGGUGUUUUCAGCGCCUUGGCUUACUUCUUACGAGAGGACUCUGCUUUGGAUUUCUGGGUUUAAGCCCUCGAUUGUGUUCCGAUUGGUAGAUGGAGCGGUGAAGGAUUUGACGCCUGCGCAAGCAGCGUCAUUGGAGGAGCUGAAGGCCGACGUCAAGCGGAAGGAGAGGGAUUUGACUGAGGCAAUGGCUAGCCUACAAGAGACGGUGGCGGCGCCGCCAAUUGUGGGGCUGGCACGACGAGCAGGGAGAUUGGUGGAUGGAGAGAUUUGCGAAAUGGAGAAUGCAAUUGAGGAGCUCAAAAUUGGGAUGUUGGGAGUUUUCGAUGGUGCCGAUUUGCUUCGAGGGUCGACAAUGAAAGGGGUUAUGGAGAUUCUGAGGACUGAUCAAACGCUAAGGCUUGUAGCAGCGGCGACAGAGUUUCAAUUACGAAUCAGACGAUGGGGCAUCCAGAGAGAUUCACAGAGAACAAGAACAAUAUAAAUCACCACAAAAAUGGAACUUUAGUUUUAAGUUGAAUCUGAUAUUUGAAAUAUUUGGUACUUGUGAUUUUAAAGAGUUCUUGAAUUGUAUGUGUGACUCUGUGUAUGUGGUGAGUUUUGAGCCACUAGGCCAAAUCUCGUUAUGUCCAGAAAUAAAAAUAGGUUUAAAUCUUAUUUUUAUCUUUGAA